Austrofundulus limnaeus is the source of this 202-nucleotide messenger RNA. Its product is annotated as cyclin-J. Lineage: Eukaryota; Metazoa; Chordata; Actinopteri; Cyprinodontiformes; Rivulidae. The record is from RefSeq and is a predicted model, not a curated record.
UUGUCUGAUGUCAGAAUUUCCGAGCAGCACUUGAACGCACCUGUGAGGUUUGAUGAGCUUCGGUGGAGCUGAUUUAAAAUCUGAGUCCCGCUUGUCAGCAGCGCUCGUUUCAUGCACUCAUUUGGUGUGUUAAAUGGAGCUGGAGGACCAAUGGUGGAAGGGACAACUUGCUGCAGACAUUUAUCAGGCGCUGAGACACAAA